Molecule: messenger RNA, 3028 nt
Organism: Marchantia polymorpha subsp. ruderalis
Lineage: Eukaryota; Viridiplantae; Streptophyta; Marchantiopsida; Marchantiales; Marchantiaceae
Source: the annotation of a GenBank genome assembly
UGAGUUCAUCGGUCGACUGCUGCUGGCCCAGUAUAAAGCCCGGCAGGCCCUACCGUCGCUAAUCAAUCAUUCGAUCCCGUCGGCAGAUCUUCGAGCUUUAGAUAAGCUCUGCUUACGGACUGAGCCGAAGGAAGCGAGCUCAGCUCGGGUCUGUUUAGUGUAUAGGUGUAGUGGACGGGACGGCUCGAAGGGCAGGGCAUUCUCUGUUCGAGUUGGGGGGAGCCCGAGAAUUCAAGAAAUCUGUGUGAGAAGCUUGUGUGUGUGUCUUCUGCUGUGGAACCACCAGAGCUUCCGAAAUGGGGAAGGGAAGUUGUGUGACCCUGCUCCUCUUCAUCGGACUCGUCUCGUCCGUGUAUUCCUACGAUCUCUACAAGGAUCCUAGCCAAGAUGUGGAAGCAAGAGUUCAGGAUUUGCUGUCGAGAAUGACAUUGGCUGAAAAGGUUGGUCAGAUGACACAGAUCGAACGCGGCGUGUCGAAUAAUUCCGUGGUCAAGGAUUUGUUCAUAGGUAGCGUUUUAAGCGGUGGUGGUAGCGUGCCGGAUGCGGGCAAUACCGCUGAGGCAUGGCAGGAUUUGGUGGACAGGCUUCAAAAUGAUGCUCUUUCCACGCGACUGGGUAUUCCUAUGAUUUAUGGAAUUGAUGCUGUCCACGGGCACAACAAUGUGUUUGGAGCAACGAUCUUCCCACACAAUGUGGGUCUUGGAUGCACCAGGGAUCCGGAUCUGGUGAAGAGGAUCGGAGUGGCAACUGCCCUUGAAGUCAGAGCCACGGGAAUUCCCUACGUUUUCGCUCCGUGCAUUGCGACUUGCAGAGACCCACGCUGGGGACGCUGCUACGAGAGCUACAGCGAGAGCACCGAGGUGGUCACCAGCCUCACGGACAUCAUCCUCGGUCUCCAAGGAGAGCCCGCCAACAAAACUGCUGGAUUCCCAUUCGUGGCCGACAGCUCGAAGGUUGCUGCGUGCGCCAAGCACUUCGUGGGAGAUGGAGGUACUACUAAUGGAAUCAACGAAAACAACACGGUUAUUGACUACAAGGGCCUUGUUGACAUCCACAUGGCACCUUACUUCGAUUCCAUUGCCAAGGGUGUUUCCACUGUCAUGAUCUCGUACACGAGCUGGAAUGGAAUGAAAAUGCACGCCAACAAAUUCCUCGUGACGCAAGUGUUGAAGUACAACCUCAAGUUCAAGGGCUUUGUCAUCUCCGACUGGGAAGGAAUUGACAGAAUUACGAGUCCCGCAGGCGCAAACUACACAUUCAGCAUUGAGUCCUCUAUCAAUGCGGGUCUCGACAUGAUCAUGGUGCCUAACAAUUACCCCCAGUUCAUCAAUGGACUCACUGAUCUCGUGAAGGGUGGUUACAUCAACAUGCAUAGAAUCGAUGACGCCGUCACCCGAAUUUUGCGCGUGAAAUUCGCGAUGGGUCUUUUUGAGAAGCCCUUGGCCGAUCGCUCAUACUCGAAGCAUCUCGGUUCCGAAGAGCACAGAUCACUCGCAAGGGAAGCCGUCCGAAAGAGCCUUGUCCUCUUGAAGAACGGAAAGGAAGCGGGCAAACCUCUCCUACCUCUCAGCAAGACUGCAGCGAAGAUCAUUGUUGCGGGCAGUCAUGCCAAUGAUCUUGGACGUCAGUGUGGAGGAUGGACUAUCACAUGGCAGGGUGGGAACGGCACCACUACCAAAGGUACAACUAUUCUCGACGCCAUCAAGGGUGCAGUGAGUCCAACCACCCAGAUUGUGUAUGAACCUUACCCUCAACCUGGGUUCGCCCAAAGCCAAGGAGCAGACUUCGCCAUUGUUGUUGUUGGAGAACCUCCAUACGCUGAGACCUUUGGAGAUAAUCUGAAUCUUACCAUUCCAGAGGCAGGCAUUCCCACCAUCCAAAAUGUGUGUGGAGAAGUGAGGUGCUUAGUCAUCCUUGUGUCCGGGAGACCUCUAGUCGUGGAACCAUAUCUGCCAGUCAUGGAUGCCUUCGUAGCUGCUUGGCUACCCGGCAGUGAAGGGGCCGGGGUCUCAGACGUCAUUUUCGGAGACUACGAUUUUGUUGGUACCUUAGCCCGCACCUGGUUUAAGUCCGUGGAUCAGCUGCCGAUGAAUGUCGGUGAUGAGAAAUAUGACCCUCUGUUCCCAUUCGGAUACGGUCUGAAGAUGGGUACCCCUAACUCCAGGUAGAGUGCUUGACUCGAUUCUGUCACCGUUACUCGAAUCGGGCAAGAUGUGCAGACUGUAGAAAAACAUUAGAGUAGGAUUUUGUACUCCAGUUUUGCGAGGGGGUUUCAGCGUAGGGAAGUUAGUCGUAGGAAACAGGAUGGAUUCAAGGGAGAAUAAUGCUUUCUUGACAUCUGUUUUCACCCAGUUGUAGUUUAUUAUUGAAGUUACCCAGUUGUAGUUUAUAAUUGAAGUGUUCGAUUGAUCAAAAUAUUUCUUCUCGCAAGAUCCAACGUUUCUCGAAGUGUACGAUUAUGAUAUGAUGAAGAUUUACUAUUGAUGAAGCUAUGUUCGUUGAUGACAAUUUUGCUAGCGUUCAUUAGUGGCGGCAGUAUCAACUUUAUGAGGAGGUGGAGACUCCUUGAUAUAAGUUGCUGGGCCGUGCCUCUUAUAAUUCAUAUGCUGAAAUUAUAAAAAUUGUUGGCGAUGAAGAUGAAUGAUCAAGUCAAGUCUCUCUUCGAAAUUUGGAGAAGGAGGGAGGAAGAAAGAAACUUGGUAACUAUUCUAGAAAAGUACUGUUUCCUGCAGAAAUGGAUGCAUUUCACUCUCAUUCUUAAAUCAGAGAUUAAUGCCCCCAGUUACGUAGUCUCUCUCUGCCUAAAAUCUCUGCUUUCGGUUGUAUACCGAAGAUACGUGAAUCAGUGCAAAUGCAAGGGAAAUGAGGAUAGAUUCAAAGAUUUCUAUAGUUCUCUGUGAAUCUUUCCUCAUCUUCAAUCGUACUACAAAAUCCAACGUAAAGAUUUGUUCGAAAAUUUUGUUGGUAACAUCAACAACAUGUAACACCUGAAGAUGAAUUUGACAAUCUACUUUUUAAAUUAAAUACA